AUGAAAAGUAGCAAUGGAGACGGAGAGGAUUUGCGAAAUGACUGCAUUGAAAGGCAAAUAAAAAUUUCGGAGAUACUGGAUAAUUUUGAUUCCAUAAAUGCAACAAUAUCGGAAAACUUUUGGCUGGUUUCUUCGUUUGAUGCUGCGAACUCAUCAUGCAAUCGAAUACAAGAAAUACGAGCUGAAUUGCUGUCCUAUGCAUUCAAAGUACAGGAAAGUAUUGAAGAAGCAGAUCGUUUAUGUGCUGAAGGUGCUGAAGUACUUACACCAGAGCAGUUCCAUACGCUAAAGGAACAUCGCAAUAAGCUUGAAGCAAAUUAUAAUCAACUUUUGCAGCAUACUGAAACCAUUUUAUUGAGAUUAAAUGAAUUGACAAGAUUAUUACUGGAAUUUACCAACGAAACAAGCUUACUGCAUUCACUUUUCAAUGAGAAAACUCGAGAAGUGGGCAUUAUUAGAGCGGAAAGUGGUGAUCCACGAUCCCUUCAGUUGUCACGUCAAAAAGCGAAGCUCGUGUUCGAUGAAUUAGUUUCUGCUAAAGGACGUGUAAAGAACAUUUCAGUGAUCACUUCUCGGAUUCAAUCUGAAAUUGACAACUAUGUGGUUGAAAUGCGCUUGCAGUAUCCUAAUGCACAGCUUCCUUCCAUAGAUGCACAUGAACUGACUAGUACUACUUUUAGUUUACAGACAGACUAUGAUGUUUUACUUCGAAAUUGCCAUGAACUGAGUUCGUAUUUGAAUCAGUUAAAGUCUGUGUCAUUGUCAUAUAUAAAACUAAUGGAAGGCUUAACUGAAUCUGUCACAAGUUUGGAACAGCAGAUCACGGAAGUAGAAGGAAUUUCACGCAGUAUGGAUACGAUGGCUGGCAGUGAUUUAAUGUCGCAGCUGCUGUCGGAACUUGAAAUGUUACAACAGCUUUCUUUCGAGCAAACUGGCAAAAUUGAAACAGUGAUGCGCUCGGCUUCAGAAUUUAGUAGUGCCGUUGUAGGCACUGAUGCUCAUCAACGAGUUACGCAUGAAAAUCAGCGUCAGAUCGAUGAACUGACUCGGAGACAAGUCCGUGCUCAGAAAAGAAUCGAAGAGAACAUCGAUUCAUGGCGUAGCAAACUGAUGAAAACGGAAGGGAUUCGCUCGGGUAUGGCAAAUAUAAUGAACUGGUUGGAUGAGGAAAAUAAACGGCAGUCAAUACCUUGUGCCUUACCUCUUCAUGUAGAGAAAUUGAUUGAAAUGAAACAUCAAAGUGAAUUGCGACAGCGGGAAAUUUUAUCUCACCAAAAAGUGCUCAAUGAAUUGCAUGUAGAGGCUCAAAAAAUGGUAGCUGCUAAUCCGGAUUCAGUAGCUGGUCGGCAAAUUCUCAACGAUUGUAAAAAUGCUGAAGAAAAGUUUACAACAUUGCUUGCAGUAACUAAAGCUUGCGGUGAUAAUAUCAUAGAAUUGAUCACGGCUGUGACGGAUUUCGACACUUUGGAAAAAUCAGUCAAUGAAAAGUUAUCUUCGUUAAACGAAAAAUUGUCAAGUAUUUCAUUGAGUGAUGUCGACGCAUUGAAAGACGUAUAUAAUGAAGUGACAAAGUUAAUGAAGAAUGACUGCGUGAAGUUAGAAUGCAAAUGCAAUUGGAUUUUGUCAGUGCCAGAUGUUGUUGGAGGCGACUUGUGCAAGGAAAGCGUUUCUGAAAGUCAGAGCACGUUAAGGAAAUUAAUUUCUCGAGUUGAAGACUUGAUCAGUUGUGGGCAGAACGUAGAAGAGCUUCAAAGCACAUACAAUGAAUUGAGUAGCAAACUUUCCACUAUUUUGGAAGAGAUUGAGGCUGACGCUAAAAUUUUGGAAAAAAACUCAUUGAAUCCAGUUGACUUAUCUAAUCAGCGUGUAGCUUGCCAACGACUUCAAGUGAAACAUCAGGAUUGCCGUGUUCAGUUAGAAACAUUGAAUGAUGUUGUUUCAAAACUGGUAGAAUCGGAGACUCUGGGCAGGGCGAAAAUGACAGGAAGUGUACAGCAGUCAGAGCAAGCUAAUGAAGUACUUCGUGGAAUAACCUGUGUGCAACAAAAGUAUGCUUCUCUUGGCUCAUUUUUACGAUCAAAAGAGGAGAAGAUCAAUUUAGAUAGCGAAAAAUUAUCUGAAUGGGAUUUACAACGAGAUAGUUUGGCUCGGUGGAUAAAAAAUGAAACUAAACGAUUGGCGACGGAUCGUCGGAUAGCACUUGAUGAUAAAGUUAUUGAAGCAAAUAUAACGAAAGUAAAAGAUUUGGAAAAGCUUCUUACGCAGAAAAAACAGGUGGAAAUGGAAGAAAUUCGAAAUAAAGCACAUUUGUUGAUGGCUGAACCUUCUAUUCUGGGCGUUUCUGAAAUUGUGAGCUCUCAGAACAUGCUCGAAAUGGAUUGGGAAAGAUUAGUCCAAAUUUGUUCAAAAAUAAACGAGGAAAGUGGAUGCGCAAAGCAACUACUGGAAGGUACAACAAUGAUGGAUAAAUGGUUAAUGCAAAAAGAACGAAUGAUUUCAGCUAUUGGAACUGUUAAUAUCGAUCCAAAAGUUAUCAAUAAUCAGAUUCUACAAAUAGAGUUGCUGCAAAGUGAGUUGGACGACCAGAGUGAAGCUAGGAAUAAAGUUAACAGUUUAGCUCAUGAUUUGGUAGCCGGAAGUGUAAGCCCUGAAAGCAAUCAACAGAUUAUAAAAGAGAUAGAUGCAUUGAAUCAUCGCUGGAUAUUAUUCCAUGAUGAACUUGACAAGAAGAAAGUUCUUCUAUCAAAAAUUAAAGAUUUUGGAUCGAAAUUUUCAAACAAACAGCGAGAUAUAAAAAUGCAGCUGAUAAGUAUCGCUGAAGCAAUGGAACAGAUUGGUCUUUCACCGUUAGCUUCCAAAAAUGACGUUAAUGAACAUCUCAAAGCCCUAAAUGCAUUAAGUGAAAGAUCGUGUGAAAUAGAUGUGCAGUUAGAGGAAGUGAAAAUGCUUACCGCAGAGAUUUGUGAAAUUACUCAGGAUCACAGCUUACAAACUAAUAUACACGAACAGUUGGAUGCAAUACUUCAAACUGCAGGAGAAGUGCAUAAAAAGAUUGAAAGCAUGAAAGGAACAGCAGCGAGUGUCAGGGAUGAAGAAGGAAAGACAGUCGAGGAAGCUGAAAAAGCUAUUAAAUGGAUGAAAGAAAUGCAUGAGCAUCUUUCUGAUAUAGGCUCUUUAUCAGCAAUUUCCUCUGAACUUGAUAAUCAGCGAAGAAUGGUUGAGGAAAUCUAUGGUAAAGUGUUAGAUAAAGAAGGCGAUAUCACUUUAAUGAGAGCAAAAUUAAUGGAUCAAAUGAAGAAGACACCAAAUAAAAAGCUUAAAGCUCUUCUUGAUGAUUUCUCAGCUGCGUGGAAUCCACUAUUGCAAGAAAUUAAGAUUAGGCAUAUGAAUGCAGAACGAGCUUCUGAUGUAGUUCAUCAAUUUGAAGCUUUAUCAAAGUCCAUUACCAUUGAAAUUAAUGAAAAUCAAUUGGAGUUAAAUCAAAUUUUAGGAAAUAUGAAAAAUAAUGACGUUUGCGCCAUAACUGCCAUAGAAGAGAAAGUUAGAAGACAAGAAGUUGAAGUUGCCACAUUAAAAGUUUUGUUACAUAAACUUGAGGUAGUCACAGCUGGACCAUCAUUAAAAAAACUAGGAAGAGAAGUGGAAAACGUGACUGCAGAUGUAAAAAGAUUACUUAAGAAUAUCAGGAAUCUCUCGCAAAAGAUGCAAAUAUCGAAGGAUGCUCGGAGACAGUUCUCAAGAAGUAAAGGCGAAGCAAGGCAGCUGAUAGAUGCAACUAAGGAAACAGCAGAAAGUUUCAAAGAAGCUAUUGCUACUGGUAUUCCAUCCAUCACAAAGGAAGUCUUGUUGAAAACAGUCAGUGAUCUUGAAUGUAGUUGGCAGAAAAUAGAGAGAGAACUGCAUGUAGCUUUUAAAGAUGUUGAAGCAGUAGUUACUCGAGAAGAAGCUUUAGUGCUUCAUGAAGACGUACGUAAAAUUGAUAUGGAAUAUGCUGAUGUUAUAGCAAGCAUUCAAAAUUUGCUUGAUGAUAUGGCAAAAAAAGAUGGAAUAUUAGAUAAUAUAAUACAAAAAAUUGGCUUAUUGGGGACUAAUAUCCGAAAGAGUGAUGAGGAUUUAUUAGUACCAAUCGCACGGAACGUUGCUGAUUUAGAAGAGCAAAAUAAAAGUUGUGAUGAAUCACUAAAAAUAAUUGCUGAAAACGAGAAGGUUUUGGAUGAAUUAACUGCAGAAUGGAUGCAACUUUCUGACAGCCACGCCAUGCAGGCAACGUCUGAAAAUUUAAUAAUGCAGCAGAUAAGUGAACUCAAAGAAUUAAUCAGUAAACAACGUGCAGAUGUCACGCGUUGUAAGCGAAUGAUUAGCAAUAUGUUAUUGAGUGUGCAAGAAUUUAUUUGCAAAGCUGAAGCACUCCAAGAUGAAUUAGAAGCGCUCACAAGAAAUAAUAAUUUACAAGAACCUCUUCCAGUUGAAAUAGAUGAUUUGCGACUGCAACUAGAGAAAUUAGGAGCUUUUCAUGAGAAGCUCCGAAUUGCCAGUCAGAAUUACACUAUGAUUGUAGAGAGUGGUGAUAAGCUUAUGAAAAGUGCUGAUGAACGAGUAUCAACAAAGACACUGGAAGAUGAGAAACAAAAACUUAUUGAUACCUGGAAUACUUUAAAUAAAUUGCUAGCAGAUCGUGAACACCAAAUUUGCACGUCUUUGCAAAAACUAGGUAGCUACACUGAUACCCAUAAUGCACUUGUUGCAUGGUUACAAGACACCGAAGAGUCGCUUCAGAAUCAGCGGCCGCCAUCUACUGAAUAUAAAGUUGUCAAAGAGCAAGCGCGAGCUAACGAUAUUUUGAUAAAACAUAUUGAAGAGAAGCAACAGAAUGUUGAUGGCUUCAAACUGUUGAUCGAUAAAGUUGUUGAGUUGAUAGCAGAUGUUGUAAAACGUGAAACGCUACUAGAGCAAACAAAAAAUAUCACACAGAGAUACGGUACUCUUCUUGAAAGUGCUCGUGAUCGGCGCAAUCACUUACAUGAUGCGCUUGUUUUAACUCAAAAUUGGGUUCAGUUAUCGGAACCCUUCAAAAUGUGGCUUGAAACAACCGAACGCGCUUUACAAGAACUCGGGCACAUACCAACUGAUGAGGAAAAAUUUCAGCAGCAAGUAAACCUACAUCAGGAUUUACAAACAAAUAUUGAAAGUAAGCGGGAGGAUGUGGAAAGGAUGACACAACUAUGUCCUCUUCUAGCUAGUUUGACAUCGGAUGAUGAAGCAGUUGAAUUAAAUACAACGUUCAAGAAUUAUAUAGUUCGAUACGAAAUUUUAAGUUCUCAAGUCGCAGAAUGCGGUAUUUUGUUACAACAGAUUGGUGAGGAAUUAGCAAGUUUCUUAAAAAGUGCGACUGCACUUAAUGAUUGGUUAGAUAAGAUUGAGAACGAUAUGGGUAAAUUAGAUAUACUCUCGAUCUAUCCGGAAGAAAUAAAUGAACAAACUGCUCUACUUGCCGAUCUGACUAUGGAGAUUACAAAACAGGAGCGUUUGGUUUCGACUGUUGUUGAAGAUGGUCAUGAAUUGUGUAGACAAACAACUGGUGAAGAAGCAAUUGCUUUGCAAAGUCGUAUUGAGAAUUUACGCACACGUUAUUUAAACUUGACUGCUAUAGCGGAUAGUAAAAUUGCUACUUUAAGUGAAGCAUUGCUACUCUCAGAGAAAUUCCAUGAUUCUUUUGAUAUCGUUCAUCAAUGGAUGGAUGCUGUGGAACAAGAUUUGCAAACUAUUGAUCAGACCCCAAUUGAAGCCCAAGUCACUGUAAUAGCUCAAAUGGAAGAUGAUUUGAUGAAGUGGCGCCCUGAUAUCGAAAAAAUUAAUGAUACGUCAAAACAGUUACAAAAUCUUAUUGGUGUUAAAGCUGAUGAACUAGAAAUACAAACUGAUGACUUGACCCGUAGAUUUAAUCACUUAGCUGAACAGAUCACUCGCAAAAGUGACAGACUAACAUCAGUUGAAAAGCAAAGUCGACAGGUUUUAGAUGAAUUAGAUUAUCUCAAUGAAUGGUUUACUGAUGCUCGUGAUCGUUUAAUGCAGGCGGCAGCACCAGAAGUAGAUCCUGAUUAUGUUAAAAAGCAGUUAAGAAAUCAGAAGCAGAUGAAUGAAGAUGUUGCGGUGAUGAAAGCACGAUUGAGAGAUGCAGCUGCGGAUGCACAAAAAGUUGCUCGGGCUUUGGGUGGUGACGCCAAUGGACAGGAUUUGUUGCUUGUUAAUAAAAUUGAAACUGGACGAGCACUUUCGGCUGACGUAUCCUUAAUGGGUGAAGAACGAUUAGCUGAAUUAGAGCAAGCAUUAGCUUUAUGUCUUGAAAUUGAUCAGUCAUUUGGUGAGCUAGAUUUUUGGUUGGAAAGCAUAGAAAACGAAAUUGAUAAUUGUCCACCGGUGAUAACAGGACAUCAGCGGGAUCAAUUAAUGCAGCAACAAUUCCACAAUACUGAAUUGCAACAUUCAAUAAUAUCGCACAAGCCAUUAAUGGAUCGUUUUCACAAAAAUGUUAGCUCUUUGAGUGAACUGUGUGGCCGGGAAGAUGAAAUGCAGUUGCAGAAAGUAGCUGAAGACUUGGACGAACGAUUUGCUGCAGCCCGAGAUGCAGUUCGCCAGAGGGCUGAAGCAUUAGAAACUGCUAUUGGGCAAAGCAGUCAACUCACAGACCGAUUGGAUGUGAUUCUGGCAAAUCUAGAUGGUACAGCAAUUCAGAUACGGAAUGCAGAAGCAGUACCUGCAGAUCUUGAACGAAUCAAGUCACAAAUUGGUGAAAAUCGUUUGCUCAUGGAACAGCUUAAACAUAAAGAGAGUGUUCUAAAAUCAGUGAAAGAAAGUGCUAAAGAGAUUCUAGCACGUGCUAAACAAAAUGAUUCUGCAGCUUUAGAAAUCAGUUUGAAGAUCAAAGAGUUAGAUGCAUUAUGGAAUGAAAUAAUGGAAAGCGUCAUGAUGAGAGGAAAUAUCUUGAAAGAUACAUUGGUAAAAGCAGAACAGUUUUGGUUAGAAUUACAGUCAUGUCAGAAGGCGAUUGAAGAAUUGCACUUACGUAUUGACAAGAUACAGCCAGUACUUGGUGAACCUAAAGCUAUUGAAGAGCAACGAAAUAAUCUUAUGUUUUUAUUGCUAAUCGCACUUUUGUUUUAUGCUAUCGAAGGAGAGGUUCGCGAAGUUAAACCAGAAAUGAUAGAUAAGCUAAGAAGAGCGGGACAUGAACUUUGUAAUAUGAUUGCUGAUGAAGAAAAAACUCACGUAGAACAGCAAAUCACUGCGGCUGAAGGCGGUUGGAUUACUGUGACUAAUAUGUGCGCUCGAAAGAAUGCUGAUUUAAUAGAAGCUAUGGAAAAAGCGAUGGAUUUCCAUGGAUUAUUAACUGAGUUAACUAAUUGGAUAGCAGAAACUGAAGCUCGAGUAUCUCAGUUUGAUCCUCUUUCAAGUGCAUCGUCUACUAAUAUCAAAAAUGAAGUGCGAAUUGAACUUGCUUCGUUGGGUGAUUUGCGUUCAUUAUUGGAUGAAAAAGCUUUGGAAAAAGAGCAGUUGAAUCAGUUGUGUGCAAGUCUGUGCGUUGGUUCUACAGUACAGCAAUCUGCUAGUAUUAAAGCACCUAUAAAUGAUCUGAAUGUUCGAUGGAAUAAAUUGUACGCAACAUUAAAUGAACGCCAACAAAAAAUGGAAAAGAUUUUGUUAGAAAAAGGACAAUUUUCUCAAGCAUAUGAUCAAUUAAUGACUUGGAUGGAGAAAACUCAGAAGAUUUUGAAUAAGAUUAAUCCUCAUUCAACAACUAUCAAUGAGGUACAAGUGGAAGUUUGCAAACAUCGAGUUAUACAAAACGAUGUUUUGGCACACGAGGCGAGCGUUGAUACUUUGAAUAGUGCUGCGAAGCGAAUUAUUGCAGCUGAUCCAAGUACAGAAAAUUCAGCACGACCGAUGAUUGAUAAAUUAAAUUCAAACUGGCAUAUAUUGGUUGAUAAGUUAGAAGAUGUUUGGGUUCAGCUUAAUGAUGCUCGAAAAGCUGCGGAAAGUUUGGGAAGUGAAGUGGAUCGCUGGGCUAUGUGGCUUCAAGAUAAGGAUGCUGAUUUAUCUCAUGCAAAACCCACGGGGGGUUUACCAGAGACUGCCCAAACUCAACUCGAUGACUUUUUAGUUUUAAAGGCCGAAAUUGAGCAAAAUCGAGUGGCACUAGAGAGCCAUUUGGAAGCAGCAACAAAAUAUCUAGCCGAUAAUAUUAGUGAUCGAAAUUCGUGGAUUACUCAAAGAGCUGCACAACUGAACAAAAAAUGGGUUCAAGUACAAAAUAAAGUUAGUGAUCGAGAACAGAAGCUGAGAAUUGCUUUAUCAGAAGCUCAACAACUGCAUUCUGCUAUGGCUUCAAUGAACGAAUGGCUGAAUUCUGCAGAAAACUAUUUAGGAUGUUUAGAACAUGUAUCUAGAAUUCCAGAAAACGUAGAAAAGCAAAUAGAUAAGCACUCGGUAUUUCAAACUGAGGUUUUGCAUUACCGAGAAUUAAUGAGCGAAUUAAACAGCAAAGGAACAAAAUUGCAAUACUAUUGUGAGAAAAAAGAUGCGAUACCAAUCAAAAACUUACUUGUUUCGGCGAAACAUCGUUUUGAUAAAGUCGCCUCGAGAUGUAUGGAUCGAAGAAAACAACUCGAUCUUGCAUUACAAGAAGCACAACUUUAUUUUGGAUCACAUUCUGAGCUAAUUGAUUGGAUUGAUAAUGGUAAUGCUAAAUGGAAUGGAAGCGAGUAUAAACAGGCUACUUCUGGUAGUCAGCUUAGACUUGAUUUGGAACAGCAUCGUGAAUAUCAGAAUGAAUUAAAUGAAAGGCAAACAAUGUAUGAAGCAACAUUCAAGAGGGGCAAAUCUAUUGCGGAGCAUGCACCACGUGAUGAACAAAAAGGCAUUAAUCUAAUGAAUGAAAUAUUAAAAGAAAAGUGGACACAGCUGGUUAACACCACAUUAUAUAGGCAUCGAUCAAUUGAAGAUGCAUUGUUGGCAUGCGGACAAUUUGAUGAGGCGUUAUUGUCAUUGCGAGAAUGGCUGGAAAAAUCAUUACCGGAUCUACAAAAUUUAGAAUCUACUUCAGUUUUUGGGGAUUUGGAGACUGUUAAUAAAUUAUACGAUGAUCAUAAAGAGUUGAAAAAACAGAUAGAUGCUCAUCAAGAGACCAUGAAAUCAAUAAAAGAACGUGCCCAGCAGAUAUUGGAUAAAGAAAUGGAUGGUUCAUUGGACAGUUUGAGGAAGAAAGUGGAACAGUUAAAUGCAGACUGGUUGCUACUAGAAAAACUUGCAGCAGAAAGAGAAGAACGAUUGAAAGUUUCUUUCGACAUUGCUAAAAACUUUGAUGACUCAAUUCACGAAUUUUUGGAUUGGUUACCAAAGAUCGAGGCGAGACUGCGGACGAAAAGUCAAACUGUUGAAGGGGAAGUUGAAAUCCUUGAACAAAUGGAUGAAAUAGCGCAGUUGCAUAAAGAAAUGGAUGAUAUGCGGCCUACGUUGGAAUCUAUUAAAAAAGCUGGGCAGGAAAUAGAGCUAAAAUGUCAUCCACUCGCAGAACAACCGAUGAAGUAUUGGUUAAAAGUUUUGCAAAAUCGAUGGGAAGAAGUGACUAAUGCAGUUGACAGUAAACGAGAUGAUUUUGAGAAACAGCUUAAUGAACACCGAGCGAAAGAAAAGAUGAUUGCGGAUUUAUUAUCGUAUAUUGCAGAAAAAAGCACGGAAUUAAAAGAUUUGAAUAAGACAUCGCUUCCGGAAGAUUUGGAAAUAUUGCAUAGCCUAAUAAGUGAACAUGAGCAGUUCGAAACAAAUUUACGCGAAAAACAGAGACUAGUUGAUGAAGCAACAAAAAGUCGACGAAAAUUUCCCUUAGAAGAACAAAUGAAAAAAUCUUCCGGCAAAGCGCUUCUGAAGCAUGAACAUCGCAUACGGCAUCCAAAAUCAGAUCAGUUAUCUGAUAAGUGGAAAAAGUUGUGGAUUGAUUCUAUGGACUACAGUCGUCGCUUGCGUGAAAUGAAAGAUUAUUUGGAAGAGGUAAAAAGAUUGGAAUCAUUUUCGUUCGAGAAAUGGCGUGGAAGAUAUUUGGAAUGGACGGAUUCUGGAAAAUCCAGAAUUUCGGAUUUAUUCAGACGAAUUGACAAAAGCGGGACUGGACGAGUCCCUCGAUCCUUGUUCAUUGACGGCAUUAUAACUUCAAAAUUUCCAACUACUCGGUUGGAAAUGGAAAAAGUUGCGGAUGAAUUCGAUAAAGGAGACGGGAUGAUUGAUUCAAAAGAAUUUAUGGCAAAACUUCGCUCCGAAUUUUCUAAAAAAUUGCCAAUGAAACAAAAAACGGACAAUGAAAAGAUUACUGAAGAAGUUAUUAGGCAAACAGAAAGGUGCAGCUGCACUAAUCGUUAUCAAAUUCAGCAAGUAGGGGAAGGGCAUUAUCGUUUUGGUGAAACGCAAAUUAAGCGUAUGGUUCGUAUAUUACGAUCGACAGUUAUGGUCCGCGUAGGUGGUGGUUGGGUUGCUUUGGAGGAAUUCCUGCAUAAGCAUGAUCCUUGCCGAGCCAAAGGUCGUACAAAUCUUGAUCUACAGCGGAAUUUUUAUGAUGAUGUCAGGCCCAAAAAUGCAUACGAUACGAUGGAGACAUUCACAAAGUCAUCAAGGUCAACACCAAGUAGAGAUUCACCUCUUCGUGGCUUUCAGGAACCUUUACUACAGUCUCGUUUUCAAGCAACUCCUGGACCGAUCACAAAAAUCAGAGAAAAAACUGAACGUAGUAUGCCAAUGCAUGUCGCUGGACGUUUUACUCCUAAUUCACGCAGCACAGCACUUGAGAUAUCUAAACCUAGUCGAAGGCUAAGUGAUAUGAAUGGACAAGAUUCAAAAGCUAGACGACCGAGCGCUUCUGGAAGUGUCUCACGUUCAGGAUCCCAUGGUGAUAUGUUGGAUUUAUCGCGACCGGUAAGCCGAAGUUCAGAUGUUUCGUUAGAUGACCGACCUACCCGUAUACCUUCCUUGCGUGGUCGAAAAGGUAGUAAUUAUAGAGCUGCACGAUCAAGCCCCCAACCUCGUACAUAG
Messenger RNA from Thelazia callipaeda (thelaziosis nematode), 11076 nucleotides. The record is from the annotation of a GenBank genome assembly. NCBI's taxonomy places the organism in Eukaryota, Metazoa, Nematoda, Chromadorea, Rhabditida, Thelaziidae.